Molecule: messenger RNA, 1410 nt
Organism: Lepus europaeus (European hare)
Lineage: Eukaryota; Metazoa; Chordata; Mammalia; Lagomorpha; Leporidae
Gene: PPM1N
Product: protein phosphatase, Mg2+/Mn2+ dependent 1N (putative)
Exons: 5
Coding region: 1-1278 (425 amino acids)
Biological process (GO): protein dephosphorylation
Molecular function (GO): manganese ion binding; magnesium ion binding; protein serine/threonine phosphatase activity
Source: RefSeq, a predicted model, not a curated record
AUGGCGGCCCUCGCCCGCCUGCUGGGCCGUCUCCUCUGGCCGGCCGGCAAGGAAGAGGAGGCGGAGGAGGAGAGGGAGGAAGAGGAGGCGGCGGCGGGGAGCCGGGUCCCCGGCGGGCCGCAGCCUCUCCUGGCCGCGCCGCGAUGCGUCCAGUGGCCGCACGGGGGUGCGGCGGCAGCCUGGGGCCUGCGCUUCGGGGCCAGCGCCGUGCAGGGCUGGCGCGCGCGCAUGGAGGACGCGCACUGCGCGCGGCUCGAGUUACCCGGACUGCCCCCGGGCUGGGCUUUCUUCGCGGUCUUCGACGGCCACGGCGGGGCGCGAGCUGCCCGCUUCUGCGCGCGCCACCUGGCAAGCCACGCGCUCGAGGCGCUGGGCCCCGCGCCCUGCGAACCCGAGGGCGUCCGCGGGGCGCUGCGCCGGGCCUUCCUGAGCGCCGACGCGCGACUGCGUGCGCUCUGGCCCCGCGGCGACCCCGGCGGCUCCACGGCCGUGGCGCUGCUCGUCUCCCCGCGCUUCCUGUACCUGGCGCACUGCGGGGACUCGCGCGCCGUGCUGAGCCGCGCCGGCGCCGUGGCCUUCCGCACGGAGGACCACCGGCCGCUGCGGCCGCGGGAACGCGAGCGCAUCCGCGACGCCGGCGGCACCAUCCGGCUCCGGCGCGUCGAGGGCUCCCUGGCCGUGUCGCGAGCGCUGGGGGACUUUGCCUUCAAGCAGGUGCCGGGGAGGCCCCCCGAGCAGCAGCUGGUUUCCGCGGAGCCCGAGGUGACCGCGCUGGCACGCCGCGCUGAAGAUGAGUUCGUGCUCCUGGCCUCGGACGGCGUGUGGGACGCCCUGUCCGGAGCGGCCCUGGCGGAGCUGGUGGCUUCGCGCCUCGCCCUGGGCCUGGCCCCGGAGCUUCUGUGCGCCCAGCUGUUGGACACGUGUCUGUGCAAGGGCAGCCUGGACAACAUGACCUGCAUCCUGGUCUGCUUCCCGGGCGCCCCCGGGCCCUCUGAGGAGGCGGUCCGGAGGGAGCAGGCGCUGGAUGCGGUGCUGGGCCGCAGAGUCGCAGAGCUGUGCGCCUCUGCCCGGGUGCCCCCCACCCUCAACGCGGUGUUCAGGACCCUGGCCUCAGAGCACGUCCCGGAUCUACCUCCCGGGGGAGGGCUGCACUGCAAGGCUGCGGUCAUCGCCCAAGCUUACAGAGAGUGCUGCGGGCAGGUCUGCCGGGAGGGGGAGCUCCGCCGUCCACACCCAGGAGCAGAGACGACAGAAACCAACCCCAGCGUUUUGAAAUGAAGACAGCUGAAGGGCUCCUAUCAGAUCACCGGGCUCAAUAACCUCCCCUUCCCUCCCCUCUCCUCCCACGCCCUUCCCUCCCCUCUCCUCCUCUCCCCUUCCUUUCCUGUUUUUAUCAGUGUUCAGGGGGAG